Messenger RNA from Desarmillaria tabescens, 1176 nucleotides. Its product is annotated as dihydroceramide delta(4)-desaturase. Gene Ontology annotation, molecular function: sphingolipid delta-4 desaturase activity. The record is from RefSeq and is a predicted model, not a curated record. Lineage: Eukaryota; Fungi; Basidiomycota; Agaricomycetes; Agaricales; Physalacriaceae. The coding region runs from base 1 to 1176 and encodes 391 amino acids. Gene Ontology annotation, cellular component: membrane. Gene Ontology annotation, biological process: ceramide biosynthetic process. The transcript has 5 exons.
AUGACGGUGGACAACAAUGUUGACUUUAGCCUCUACGGUGGAGCAGAGACCACGAAAGAACCUAAAAGUACACGUUCACCGCGUCGAACAGUUGUAGUGACGCCUACUGCGCAAGACGAUGGCAAAUCAUACCCAGGACCACCGCCCAAUCCCAAUGAUUUCCUUUGGCUCAUGACAGAAGAGCCCCACAAAUCACGGCGAACUGCUAUAAUGAAAGUUCAUCCAGAGGUCACAAAAUUAAUGGGACAUACUCCAGUGACAAAAUAUGUCGUCUUCUUUGUCGUGACCCUUCAACUAUCUAUUGCCAUAUACCUUCGUAAUACCCACCCCCUCUCAUGGCGCUUCAUUGCUUGGGCAUAUAUUGUCGGUGGGACCGCCAAUCAUAAUCUUUUCCUCGCUAUCCACGAAAUAUGUCAUAACCUCGCCUUUCGUGGUAUCGCUGCUAACAAACUUCUGUCUACUUUCGCCAACCUCCCUAUCGGGAUACCCUACUCGGCAAUGUUCAAAAAAUACCACAUGGAGCAUCACAGGUACUUGGGGGAGGAUGGUGUCGACACCGAUCUGCCCUCUAGACUAGAAUUGCUUUGCCUGAACAACGUCCUUGGCAAAGUUUUCUUUGCGACCUUCCAAAUAUUGUUCUAUGCCCUCCGUCCGACAUUCAUCAGAUCACAGACUCUUACCCGUUGGCAUUUCCUUAACAUCAGCGUCCAACUGGUGUUCGACUAUUUCUUCAUAAUGCGAUUCGGUAUACCCUCUUACCUAUACUUCAUCUACAGUAGCUUCUUCGCCGGAAGUUUACAUCCAUUAGCAGGCCAUUUCAUUGCUGAGCAUUACCUGUGGGAUGGGCUCCCACAGGAGACUUACAGCUACUACGGUUGGCUCAAUAUCUUCGCAUAUAAUGUUGGAUACCACAACGAACACCAUGACUUUCCUUCAGUUGCUUGGACCCGUCUUCCAGCUCUUCGCGCCCUCGCACCCGAAUUCUACGACACUAUUCCAUCUCACCCGUCUUGGCCAAUGGUGACCAUCAAUUUCAUUCGGGACAAGGAUGUGGGUAUCUUUGCUAGAGCAAAACGGGUAUCCAAAAAGCAUCUCGCGAUGCAACCAAAAGCCGACGGAAAGGAUAUGGAGAACGAUGAUGCCAAUGUUUUGAACGCGUCAAGUAAAACCUUGUAA